Oryza brachyantha (malo sina) is the source of this 1108-nucleotide messenger RNA. RefSeq names its product lectin-like. The coding region runs from base 16 to 951 and encodes 311 amino acids. The transcript has 4 exons. The record is from RefSeq and is a predicted model, not a curated record. Lineage: Eukaryota; Viridiplantae; Streptophyta; Magnoliopsida; Poales; Poaceae.
UCUCAAACCAAACACAUGCAAGAAUGGGUUAGUUCUGUUCCAUUCCAUUUCAACCUUCAAACCAAACACACUCUUACUUCCUUCCUCAGCCGAAAGUUAGAUUCUCCAGAGCUGGCGUCUCCUGGAAGCACAUCAAAUUCAUCACCUCGAAUCAGAUUCCAUGCUCGAAAUCUUGUGGAAAAGGAUAAUUCUAUUUCCUCCUGGUUUUAUCCACCGCUCAGAAUACGUGGCUCAGAUGUCCUGGCCUUGAGAUCUCCUGCAUCUACAUAUAUCAGUCACCUGAAGUCUGAACCACUCUUGAACUACAGAAGCUCAGCGAAAUUUACAAUGGGGGCAUCACCGUCGCGGCCAGAGCCGCCUCACAUGUUCCAAGAGAUUGUUGCCGAGGAGAAGAUUACUUCAUCUUCACUGGAAGAUCAGGUCUAUUAUGGCAUCUACUUGGCUGGGAAAACAAAGAAGUACUGGGUGGAUGACACAACUAUGUGCAACUGCUUCAUGCUGUUUCCCAGAGCCUUGACCAUCAUUUGGGGUGGAACCCCACAAUACUGGACUUGGUACCAUCUGAAGGAUGGAAGCAAUGAUGCUGACAAUCAGAUCGAGGUGGCGUCCCUGCUCAACGUCUGCUGGUUAGAGAUCCAUGGCAAGUUUGAACUGGCCUAUCUUACACCAGGAGUCACCUAUGAGGUGUUCUUUAAAGUGAUGCUUACGGAUAGAGCAUACGGGUGGUCAGUCCCAGUGGACCUCCGGCUCAGUCACCCUGACGGAACAGUCCAGCAGAGUAAGGUGAAUCUGCAGGAGAAGAUCAGGGGGAAGUGGCUGAGGCUCAAGGUUGGGGAGGUGAAAGCACAGCAGGGGCAGCAGGGGCAGAUUGAGAUAUCCAUGUUUCGGCAUGGUGGGGCGUGGAAGAGAGGGCUAGUUAUCAAGGGAAUCAAAAUUCUCCCAAAACUAUGAUUUGAUACUCUUUUGUGACCAUUGAUCUUUAGCUGUUGUUUGUUAAUGUAAGAUAAGAUCAGCAGAGUGUUUCAGAAUAAUGUGCGAGUGGUACAUAGUUCGAGUGCUGUAAAUGAAUAUUUAUACAUCUUCCAAAACUGAUGUUAGCACCCAAAAA